Naegleria fowleri is the source of this 693-nucleotide messenger RNA. RefSeq lists its product as uncharacterized. The transcript is spliced from 3 exons. Bases 1 to 693 code for a protein of 230 amino acids. The record is from RefSeq and is a predicted model, not a curated record. Lineage: Eukaryota; Heterolobosea; Eutetramitea; Acrasida; Naegleriidae. Gene Ontology annotation, cellular component: UDP-N-acetylglucosamine transferase complex. Gene Ontology annotation, biological process: dolichol-linked oligosaccharide biosynthetic process.
AUGAUUUUUUAUCUCUGUGGUGCUUUUGUUGCUCUCUUGAUGGUUCGACUUUAUCAAAUACUUCCGGAUCGAAUCAAAAAUUCAAACAAACAUUUAAAGAAAGACUUGAGUAAUAAUACAAGUAAUGCAGAGCCCUCGCGACAGUCUUCGUCAUUACGAAAAAUUAAAACUCUGGUUGUACUCGGAUCAGGUGGCCAUACUGGAGAAAUGAUGGAUAUGAUUCAGUCACUCGAUCCCAACAAAUAUUCCUUUGAAUUUGUACUGGCUCAAACUGACGAGGGAAGUGAAAAAUCAGUACGACAUUUAUUAAAAGACAAGCCACAGUUUCAUCCUCUCUCAUUUCAUAGAAUUCCAAGAAGCAGAGAAGUUCAUCAAUCUUACUUUACAUCGGUAUUUACAACUAUUAGGGCAUUUCUCUACACUACAUUUAUCACAAACUUUACGAUUAACCCAGAUCUGAUCAUUGUAAAUGGUCCAGGAACAUGCAUUCCAGUUUGUUUAUCUUCAUACAUCACUCGAUUUCUUGGUAUUAAGCGAGUGAAAAUAAUUUUCGUGGAGAGCGUGUGCCGUGUUGAAUCUCUUUCUGUUUCAGGUAAAAUCAUGUAUUUAUUGGCUGAUCGAUUUCUUGUACACUGGCCUCAACUUCAAAACAAAUACUCAAAGGUGGAAUACUAUGGACGACUGUGUUACUAA